UGCUGACGCAGAUUGUACAGAAUUGAAAGAUGGAACAGAGAUUGGCUAACACUUGGUGCAUGACAGUGAAUGAGAAGAAAUUCAUUGAGACUGCUCUGCUUUCAGACCUCAGAGUUGAUGGUCGUCGCCCGUUUGACUAUCGCCACUUAACUGUUAGUUUCGGAAGAGAGGAUGGUUCAUCGGAGGUGCAACUGGGUCAGACUCGUGUUAUGGGUAUUGUCACUUCUCAAAUGGUACAACCUUAUCGAGAUAGGCCAAAUGAAGGGACUCUGUCAAUUUAUACUGCAUUUUCACCAAUGGCUGACCCUUCAUUUGAGGCAGGGCGACCUGGGGAGUUUGCUGUGGAACUGGGACGUAUAAUAGACCGUGGUCUAAGGGAAAGCAGGGCUGUGGAUACAGAAUCACUCUGUGUUGUUGCUGGGAAGUUAGUAUGGUCCAUCCGUGUUGAUCUUCACAUUUUGGAUAAUGGAGGGAAUCUUGUUGAUGCUGCUAAUAUUGCGGCUUUGGCUGCACUUCUGACAUUCCGAAGACCUGAAUGUACAUUAGGAGGAGAAGAUGGUCAAGAAGUGAUAAUUCAUCCACCUGAGGUGAAGGAGCCUCUUCCACUGAUAAUACAUCAUCUACCCAUAGCAGUGACCUUUGCAUUUUUUGGUGAUGGUAACACUGUGGCAAUAGAUCCUACUCACUAUGAAGAAGCUAUAAUGGGAGGAAGGAUGACUGCUACUUUGAAUUCCAAUGGUGAUGUUUGUGCAGUCCAAAAGGCUGGUGGAGAGGGUGUCAUGCAGAGUGUGAUAAUGCAGUGUUUGCGUAUUUCUUCUGUUAAAGUCACUGAUAUAACAAGCAAAAUAAAAAAUGCUUGACACAGAGACGAAACAAGGAACAAAAAGUAUCAAGACAUGAUAAAAGGCUUACCAAAGUCGAGGCCGAGGAGCCUGUACUAGAUGUUUGUGAUAAUAGGCCUGCCCCAAUUGAAGCCAGUGGAGCACAAAAGAGUGUGAAUGAAGAUAAUACUUUGAAAGAUGCUGUGAAGCCGAAAAACAAGAGGAAAAAGAAAGUAUCUUCCACCUCAUGAAGUUAAGACUGACCAUAGUUGUAAAGGCAACCAGGCAACUCAAGGUGCUGGAGGGGGCUUGGACAU
Telopea speciosissima is the source of this 1138-nucleotide messenger RNA. Its product is annotated as exosome complex component RRP45B-like. Lineage: Eukaryota; Viridiplantae; Streptophyta; Magnoliopsida; Proteales; Proteaceae. The record is from RefSeq and is a predicted model, not a curated record. Gene Ontology annotation, cellular component: nuclear exosome (RNase complex); cytoplasmic exosome (RNase complex). The transcript is spliced from 8 exons. Gene Ontology annotation, biological process: TRAMP-dependent tRNA surveillance pathway; nuclear polyadenylation-dependent rRNA catabolic process; nuclear mRNA surveillance. Bases 30 to 860 code for a protein of 276 amino acids.